Messenger RNA from Amoebophrya sp. A25, 659 nucleotides. NCBI's taxonomy places the organism in Eukaryota, Dinophyceae, Syndiniales, Amoebophryaceae. The record is from the annotation of a GenBank genome assembly.
CAUGAAUUUCCUAGAUUUCCAGCAGAAUGAAGAUGUCGAAGAUGAUGGACAUUUCUUCAGUGUAGAGAACAACGGUUCCACCUCGUCUUUAGGAAAUCUUGCCGGACUGGAUAAUGUUGAUGACCUCAAGCAAGGAGAAGCUGGCGGAGGCUUUGGUGGAAGAUCUCGAAAUGCAUCAGCAAGUUCUUCAACCCAGACCACUAACAAACGUUCAUCUCGACCACGAAGCUCAUCUACAAUAGACCUACCUGGUCCUAUAUCACCUGCGUCCAUCGCUGAGUAUCUUUCCCUACUAUUAAGGCUUGAGGAAAUAGUACAUCUUCCCGAUCAUGAUCUUUGUCCCGUUUCUAAAGGGAUGAAAGUUUCAUCCCUUUAGAAACGUACGGAGUACGGAGAUGCUCACCAGGACGGAGAUGCUCACCAGGACGGAUUUCGGCAACCUCUAAUCCCUGGAUACGCAGCAGGAAGCAGUAGAGCUGUACGUCGGGAACUUUCUCCCUUUGCCUACGAGCUUUUGCGCACUUUCACUCAACGCAGUAUCGCCAAAGCGAAUAACACCGAGCUUCUCGCCGUUUUAUACGCGGUUAUAAAAGGAAAGUUUUACAAAACGCUUGAGGAGGACCAGAUGUACACUCGGAAUUCCACUGGACGAAAUGUAG